Messenger RNA from Chroicocephalus ridibundus (black-headed gull), 9717 nucleotides. RefSeq names its product chondroadherin (gene CHAD). The transcript is spliced from 4 exons. Bases 6601 to 7686 code for a protein of 361 amino acids. The record is from RefSeq and is a predicted model, not a curated record. Lineage: Eukaryota; Metazoa; Chordata; Aves; Charadriiformes; Laridae. Gene Ontology annotation, molecular function: protein binding.
UUCAUUCUUUGUGAACCCUAAGCCUCUGUCUAAAAUGGGAAUAAAAAGAACAUCUUAGCAGAACUGUGUUUUUUAAAGCACAUUUCAAAAACAUUUCCUGCUAGCGCUGUUUAAACACUGGCCACUGCGGAACAGGCAAAACAGCCCGAAGAAGGAAGCGUCUAAAAAUUAAAAAUAAAGUAAAAACAAUCAGACUCCAGUCUCUUCAGUAAACAUUUGGGAGGCAGACUGAUCUGGUGGGGAGAGCGGGGACUCUGAAGACCCUGGGUUUUUCCCAACCGUGCUGCUUAUUUACUGCAAAACUUGGAAUGAGUCACAUCAGCCCUCUGCUUCUCGGUUUUCCCCAGCGUUCAGCGGCAAUAAAAACACCCACUUCCCUCUGCGUUCAACUGCUGCUGAAAGGCUGCGAUGAAAAGGCUGGCUUCAGGAUGACCAGUAUCCCGAGUGGGGUUAUACUGGGUGGGACUGGAGCAGAAGGUCAGGGCUGCAGGAGGGCAUGAGAUCCUUGGAGGAAACCCCCCCUUGGACCUGAAUGAUGCUCAGGGAGGAUCUUGGCACCCUCGUCACCACCCUCUGGUUAUGCCACGCUGGAGGAUGAUGGCAGGGCUUGAACCACCAAACUAAAACCUACAGAAACUGAGCUUCGCUGAAGACAAUAUUGGCCUCGGAAAAAAGCAGUAAAUUGACCAUGAAAUAAUAGGGAUUUUCAGACUUCAAAGAGGGCGUAAUGAACAACAGAAAGCAGACUGGCAACCUGAGAGAUGUGCUAAGGGACCUCUAAGAGGCCCUUUGAACCCCUCUCAGUGUAACAUGCCGGAUGGAUCCAAUUAUCCCUAAGCCCGUGCUGAGUGUGUUGCCUGCCUCAGAUAUCUCCACCAAAGUCAACCCCAGCCCUUCCCUUCACAGCCAGCUCCAAAUUGUUCUCAACUGAGCAACGAACUUCCCUCAUUCAGCUGCUCUCUACCAACAUCACCCUGAGUUUUGCUGUCCUCUGGUGACAUGUGUCUCCUUGCUUUGGAGCUACCCCAAAUUGUAUUGGAAUAUUCCUGAACCUCCAGGUCAACUUCGCUGCUGAAAAAAAACAACCCAACUUCUGAUCAUGUCCAGCCUAUGUCAUACCGAGAUUUCAUUUCCUUCCCCAGCAACAGUACCAUCUUUGUGUCAAAAACGUCAGGACACAAACAAGCAGGUCUUGUAGGACAAACCUCCAAGGGUGGCCACCCUGUUGGCAUUUCUCCCCACCCGGAGAGCUGCCAGACAGUCCCAGUUUGGAUGGGGCUUUAAAAAAGUUCCCAAAAAUAUCAGGUGCCCAAAGCACCGUCUUUGUGUUGUAGCACGCAAUGGCUUUGCCUCAAGAGGAGACCACUGCAAAAAUGGCAACCCAGCUUGCCCGGGCCAGAAGGCUGCCGCUGAGAAUUAACCUCCUGUUAUUGUACAGGCAGGACAAGCUGCUCCUCGCGGUCUGGAGUUAAAGCUGCCUCUCUUCUUUUCAGGCUGAGCAGAAGUCUUGAGGCUUGCAAGUAUUUCCCCAGUCCUGCCAGCAUGUCAGAAGCACUGCCCGGUGGCAACCAGCAAAGGCGUGUGCAGUUACUUGCUGGUUUAUCCACAGCUCAAUAAAAGGUCUUUGGUAUGUCAUUAACUCCAUCCUCCCUGGUGCUGGGUGCCAAGGCAGUUAGGAAAAGUGCAAUUAAAAGGAAAAAGUGUGGAAACGUGCAGAAACAAAGUGUCUUGCAAAGGUAGAAAACCACUGGCUUGUGGGUAUCAGAAUGCUCAAAGCUGCUGGAGAAGGAAACUUGGCAAAACCUAGGGGCAAAGGUAACAUCCCCACGGAUUUGGAGAGCUCAGCUCCCACCAAAGACAUGGCUGGAAGUCCAGGAUCUUGUUGCUUCCACGCUGCAUUUUAUGUGUUCUCACAGCACCUUCCCGUAGUAGCUUCUGCAGCUACUGAAACUACCUACCCAUCAGGUCUUCUCCAAGAAUGAGGUGGGAUAGGGAAGUCUCACUUUGGCCAAGGACAAGCAGGGAAGUUGUCACUCUGUGGAGCCAAUUUUCCAUUUUGAGAACGGUGAGGACUCCUGCCUGGGGAACAUUUGGGAAAGUGUAAAGUCUUGCAUGGAUCAGUUGUGUCCUGCAAGGGAAGAAAGCUCCACUCUUCUUCAGAGCCUGCGAGAGCUGCAGAGAGGACAGCAGCCCUAGCCCUGGGCAGAGCAGCGGGCUGCUGGGGGGUGCCCGGUGCCUCACAGGGUGGACACGGCAGGGCUGGGGAGAGGCAGCAAGGGCUGGGUGAGCUUCAGGGGAGAGGCCAAGAGCAUCAUGCAGCAGCUGCUGGGAUCAGACAGAAGGGAAGGGUGGGUGGACAUCAAUGGAGAGCCAAACUGGAAAAGUAUCAAUGGGUGGAGGCCAUGCUACAGUGGAAGAAAACCAUCAGAAGGAAGGAGGUGUACCCACCACCACCUCCUCCUCCAGCUAAACACGCAGCCUGGGCCCCACAGUGAAGGGUACCCUUCAAGCAUGUCAAAUGGAAAUGAUAAUUUGGUCUGAGGUCAGAGCCCCAGAUGCCACUGUCGCUGAUGAGAUACUUGCGCAUCACUGAAAGCUGGGGAUUUCUCACGUACUGCUUGGAAGAGGGGAGACCCUGGAGACCUUCUGGGGCUCCCCAUACCCACCCACCAGGGCUCCUCAAACACUGCCUGCAGGUUGCUCCGCACUUGGGACGACCUCUCCGGGACACUGCAGAGCUUGCACCUUCUCCUACCCUGCUCCCUGCCCAGCACCCAGUGCAGGGGCUCAGUUCCCCAAGGGCUGGUGCCGUGUGGGCUGUACAUGGGGACAGCACGUGUACCCCAGGGCACCCCCCAAAGCUGCCCAAGCCCUCACUGCCAGCCUGGACCCCAAGCUACGCCGUCGCCGCUCCAAGAAGGUGCUUGCUAUGUGCACUGAAAUACAAAACCAGACCUGUAUCUCCUAAAAAGCCACAGAAUGAGGUUUAAGAAGUGCGCAAUGGAAUAUUUUAACCUGGAGUACUGCAUGUGCAGCUGUCUUGAUAUGCCAGAACUGACAACAUUAAUAAAAAUAAAGAUUAAACAUGGAAAAGACCAUCUCCAAUGUUGUAUCAAAACACCUCUGACCUGCAGCACCAAAGAAACACCCCAAAUCUAUAUUUAUACUGUUUCAAAAACUGUAUUUAUUUGCUUAGCCCACAAUGCCUCAAGAAGAAGAGGAGGGGAGUCCAGCGUCUGCAAAUUACCAGGCACCGGGAAUGUUUGCAGAACUGUUAAUCUAUUAAGAAAGAGAGGAUGGCAGGAUAAUCCUGCCUCUUCUGCAAUGUCCUAGCAGCCCCAGUCCCAGGGGACCUGCGAGGCAGGGGGCUGGACGGGACCCAGCUCACUGCGGUAUCCCACCGCGGCAGAGGGAACACCGACACUGCUGCCAUUGUCACUGCCAGACUGCAAGCCACCCACGAGCGGGACCCAGGCAAGCUUUUGAGGAUUGCUGGCCAGUCGAGGGCUGCAAAACCCGGUGUGGGAAGACCAGACCCCGCCAGCGAGCAGCUCAAAACACAAACAGCCGGGAGCCCAGGGGCGAGGUGCCAGCCGUGGCAGAUGCCAACCAGCUCCCACCACAGGAAUGUGCUCACCGAGGCACCGAAAUCAAAAAACAUUAGGGGAAAGAACUUCCUUUUAUUCAACAUUUUUGCCUGUAGAAAUGGAGCUGAGAAGCAGACACCUUUUCCCCAGCAGCACUGCCCUGCUUCCACCCCACCACGGGACCAAAAAUAACCCAGCAUCCCCCUAACCUCUGCUGCAGGCACUGGGCUGGCAGGGAGCCCUUGGGGUAGGGACACCUUCCCAGCUUGCACCAGCGUCGUGGCAGCUACACCUCGGCAUCUUCACGAGGAAGCUACGGGUGUUACCUGUGUCCACAGCCACAGCGCACACAUCCCUGCAGGGAGAGAAUGUCCCUGUCCCCCAAAAUCUGCAGUCCCAGCCAGCAAAGAGAUAAAGGGUAGAAGAAAGGGAAAUUUAUCUUCAGGGGAAGAAAGACAAGAAGAUGGUUUGAGGUCUGGGCAGUUUAACCUCUGAAAAGGGUCUUGUUCCAGAAAUAUACAUGGGUGGGAUGUAUUUAUGGAUGGAGUUUGCAAGGCCCUCACCAGCUUUUUGCUCCAGUCUGACCCACACUGGCAGAAACCCUCUGUAGAAGCGGUAAGCUGGUAUUUUUUGCAAGGGGAUGGGAAGACCAAGUACAAGACAUCAGUUACACUCAGGGAGGGAGCACAGAUAGCUGCCUAGCUUCAGUGUCCAGCAGAUACAGGCUGAAUUUUAAAUCUUGCCCAUCAGUUGCUCUGGUAUAGCUGGUAUGUAACUGCAGGAAUUGUUCAUCGAAUGACUACAAGUAAGACUAAUGUGGUUGAACCUGCUCAGAGAAAAAAGAAAAUCAAUCAGUGGACAGAAGAUGAUGCUUUAGGGGUUAAUUUUUUUCUUUUCCAACCAGUCACCCAGCUCCCUGUCUGAGCUUUAUGAGCAGCACACGCGUAAGGAGCACUCUCAGUCCUGAUCAACCUGAAGACACAAAGGGGGAAAACACGGACGGUUCUUCUGCCCAUCUCCUCUUUUGCUGUCUCAAAGUUCCUGACCAAGACACUCAAAGAGAUCAAAGCACGUGCAUGACCAUUGCAGUGCCUAAUGCAUCAGGCAGAGGCAAAAAUACCAUUGUUUUGAUCAAAGAGUUUUAAAUCCUACAGUAACUCCAGUAGAGAGUCCUACAGGAGGUCCCUCCAGCAGGAGCCUGGAGCUCCUUCGGUCUGAGCAUCUCUCUGAAGAUGCGGCAGGAGAAGCACUCGGCGCUGAGGUGAGUGGCGAGGUGUUGCACCUUGGGGCUGACAAACACUGGAAGCCUGACAUGGCCCAGUUUGCACUGAAGUCCUACAUGACAUCAUUUGGCCAACCCCACCUGCCCCACAGGCUCACCAGAACCUACAUUCACACCCCAGAAGCCCUUUUUCUCCCCCAAAUUAGUCAUGCAAUGGAAACACCGUUCAGACCGACAGCUGCUGACCAGAGCGCGGGCUGCCAGGCGGUUUGCAUAACACCGUCCGGAGCAUGCUCGGCGGCGCUGGCUAAUUCCUCAUCGCAACAAUGGAAAAACCCAGAAAUCUCGGUGAAUAAGCCAGUCUGUGUCCUAAGUCAGCCCUUGGAUUUCCUCCCUUUCUUGAGCCUGUCUCGCCUCUGCAAAAGCUCCGCUGGGGCUCCGCAGCCAGCCUCAGGAGCAGAAAUCUCAACAAGCUCACAGUUAUGUGCUCGGCUCUCAGCUGUUUGCUGCAGCCAGGAACUGGCUGGAAAUCAGUUCAAAAUGUUCCACUUCCAAACCCCACCCCACAACCCCUGGAUCUCCCUCUUCACAGAAGAAGGCGCUGGGGCUUUUAACUGCUUUGCUUUCUCUACUGGGAGAGCAAAGGACAUCCCCUGUGUUAACUCACCUCUGCCACUGCUACCCCAAGAUGGGAGACAAGGCAAACCUUAGUCCCAGCUCCAGCAGUGAUUUCCGUGCUCCGCUACCUCACCAUCCCAGGCCCUUCCCUGUCCCCAGCUUCAUCUUGAGAGCCACAGGCAUUGCCAUCCACCUCAUCUGAGCUGAGCACGCAGCAGGGCACCACUGCCCAGCAUUUCAUACCCACCACCCAUGCCCCAGCGCUCCCCUGCAGGCUCUGCCACUGCCCCAUCCCUUGCUGGAAGGCAGCAGCCACUGCUCCACAGUGCCACGUGCUGAGAAAAACCCCUCGCGUAGUUCUCCUGACCACGACCAGCUCUGGAUGCAUCAAGCUCCGCUCCUUGUUGAAAAGACACAGCAGAAACUCAGAUUGUCUUUGCUCUCCCUUUCUGGGCCAGCUCCUAGGUGCAGCCUAGAUCUGGAAGUCCUCAACCAAAACUUUGCCUUGCAAGAGCAACUACGGCGCCGUUGGCCAUUGGCAUGACCCUGUAUCGCUCCCACCUCCUCCCAUCCCUGCUCAGACAAACUCCUUUCAAACAGCAAGACAAGACCCCCCCGCCCCGAAACCUCCGUCUGUGAUAAUGGGACAAGGUGCUUCUCCCCAAACCAGCUGAGGCUAAAUACAGCCCAGGGGGCUGCUGCAAGCUUCGGCACGAGGUGGCUGCAGAGCAGAGCAGAGCUCCCUGCUAUGCCCUUCAACUGAAGCAGUUUGUUCUUCCCCCCCAGUGAUGAACCCGGGCCCCGCUCAGCGCAGCAGGGACCAGCGAGGUUCCCCACAGAGCAGCUCUGCGUUCGUUAUGCCUGACCAUUUGCUUCCCUGGUGCAGAGAGGAAAACUACCUCUGCACAGCUGCCUCGGCAGCAGGGCCGGGCAGGACCACGGACACUCCUCUGCCUGGUGCCAAGGGGUUAAGCUCACAGUAAGUUCCCAAAGUCAGUUGCUUCCAACUGGCUGCUGCCUGCGGUUUGUGGGAAGGGAUUUUGCUUUUUAAUAACAUUAUAAAUAGGGCUGUGUUCAGCAUGCUGCAAACCCAGUUACUCUCUCUCUCCCACCCAUCUCUCUUCUCCUCCUCCUCCUGCUUCUCUUCCCACCACACUAAUUCCAGAUCUGACCAUGAAUCGGUCAGGCUUAUUCCUCGGUGUCCUCAGCCUACUGGUGUGUCUUGCCUCCAUCGUGCAGGCAUGUCCCCCGAGCUGCCACUGUCACGGUGGAGACCUGCAGCAUGUCAUCUGCGACAACGUGGGGUUGAAGAAGAUCCCCAAGGUGCCUGAGCAAACGCGGCUUCUCAACCUGCAGAAGAACAACUUCCCCGUCCUGCCGACCAACGGCUUCCGCGACUUGAAAAAGCUGGUGUCCCUGCACCUCCAGAGCUCAAGGAUCAAGGAGAUCUCAACCGGAGCCUUCCGGGGGCUCAAGAGCCUGGUCUACCUCUAUCUCACUGACAACCAGAUCAGUGUCAUAAAGCCAGGAGCCUUCGAUGACCUGUCUGAUCUCACCUACCUGUACCUGGACAAGAACAAGAUCCCAGACCUGCCCAAAGGGCUCCUCUCUCCUCUUGUCAACCUCUUCAUCCUGCACUUAGGCAGCAAUAAAAUCCGGGAGCUGAAACCAGGGGUCUUCAAUGGGGCUAAAGACCUGCGCUGGCUCUUCCUCUCUGACAACUCCCUCACCAACCUCCUGCCUGGGGCCCUGGAGGACGUAGAAAACCUCGCUGUCCUCCACCUGGACAAGAACCAGCUGAGCAGCUAUCCCGUGAAUGCAAUGAGUAAGCUGAGAGUGCUGGAGGAACUGAAGCUCUCUCAUAACCCAAUUGAGGUCAUCCCUGACAACGCUUUCCAGUCCUUCGGGCGAUACCUGCAGACACUCCACCUGGACAACAUGAAGCUGAAGAAGUUUGCAGACAACGCGUUUGCCGGUGUGACUGCGCUGAAGACCGCUCACCUGGAGAACAACCGGCUCACCCAGCUGCCCCGCAACUUCCCCUUCGACAAAAUGGAGACGCUGACGCUCUCCCGAAACGCCUGGCACUGCAACUGCCAGCUAGCACAUCUGCGCAAGUGGCUGAAGGGCAAUCGCACCCGCACUGAGGAGACCUGCUCCACACCCGCGCAGUAUCGGGGACAGUCCAUCAGAGACACCCCGGCCCUCCGCACCUGCAAGCUCCCCACCAAGAGGUCCAAGAAGGGAAGCCGCCAUUAAACACCAGGCCCUGGUACGGCCUGUCCUGGUGACUGGUCACUUCAACCAUCAGAAAACUACUGACUUCUGAAUCCUUCCUUAAGCUUCUCCUAUCUGUCAGGAAACAUUUCUGAUAUAUACAAACACCUCCAGCCUCCUCCGAAUCCCCGCUUCUCUGCUGAUCGCAGGAUGGAAUCCACCUUUUCAAUCUUUUCCGACAUCUAUAUAUUUUAAAAGAGGCAUUUUUAAAAACUAAACUAUGCAUGACCAUACUAAGACAAGCUAACCUAGAUCCUGCCGGUAAAACACAGUCAUCUUUUCCCAGAGGCAACAUAACCCACGUCCCCGGUCAACCAGUUGGUCAGUGUCUCUCCCCUUCCAGUGGAGCGGAAGCAAGAGGGAAGGUAGGAUCAUCCCUCCCCCAGCUGUUUGAUCAGGAAAAUUGGUCUCAACCCAUGCAAAGAGACUCCUCUGCCUUCCCACGGAGGGGAUCCCUGCAGGCCAGGGCUGAGGGGAAUAGGUGAAGCAAUGACCAAGAAGCGGUGGCCCUGAGACCGAGCUGCCCUUUCACGCCAAAAGGCAGCAAUCUCUCUAAGUCGGCCAGAAAUCCUUUAAGUUGAAGCAAUACUGGGAAACCCCAGAACUGGAGCCAUCUGAAGACUGGAUUCCCUCCCACACUGUGGGGUCUACCAAGAUGCAUGUACGUUGUAGAGGAGGUGUGCUCUGUGCAGCCUGGCUUGGGCAUCCCUCCUCUCCUCUCUGCCCAUACUCCAGAAGAUCUAGCAGGACACCAGGAUGAUUGUGGUUUAUUGUCAUGGCUAGUACAAUACCACAGUUGCAACUUAACUGUGUUUUUUAAUCCUAAAGAGUUAUAUAAAUAUAUGUAUAUUUAUUCCUCUGUAACUGAGUGUAAAUGACCUUUAAGAGGAUGAAAACUCCUCUGUCUCCUAUAUAGAAAUCAAAUUGUAUAUUUUCUUAUGUACAUCUUCUGUAUAAAGCUCUUGCUGCAAAGAUGAAUUCAACAAGUCUCCCUGUGUCUGUCUGAGGGCUGGGGGAUCAGAAGUAACACGAGAUCAGUGGUACAAAUAUAGACUUAAUCCUCUUUAUCCUAUGGGCAGAGCAACUGUCUGGGAAGGUUUUGUUAUUUCUCUUUCUACAAAGCAGGAACAUGUGACACCUAAUGAGUCCUGGGCACUUGCAGUAGUGUCUGAAAAUAUUUUGUGAGGCCAAAUUCAAGUCUACUAUAAAAAUAAGUAGCUGUCACCUGACAGAGUUGGGGCAAUGGCACCAGGGCUGUCCCUGCUGUUUUCAGCUCGGCAUUAAGAGCAUCUCAUCCAGGAAAAAACCCUGGCCGCCUCUGAGAUGGCUCCAGGACAGAUGCCCUGGACUCCCCUGGUCCACGGCAGAGAACACAGUUGUCCCUGUAAAACCCUGGUGCUGGUGCAGUCCGGGUCUGCCAACAAUAACACGCCUAAUCUGACUCCCAGCCCCGCGUAUUUACCCAUUGCAACAGUCUGCUUCUUCAGCAUUUGCAAGCAGCAUGGCACCAAAGUUAUUUCCGUUGAAGUAAAACAAAACCUGCUUACAAAACAUGUCACCUGAAGUGCCACUGACCCCCUCGCUAGUGGCCUGUCCCCCUCCACAUGCAGGAUGUGCUGAUGCUCUUGCACGGGCCAAGGAUGCAGGGACAUGCAAUGGAGCAGCAGCACGUGUGGUCCGACUACUGCUGCACUUCUGGUAAUGCAAUACCUGGUGCUGCACGUGUGGAUGGUGCCAUUCCCACCUUCAGACUCAAACACGUAGCAUGCAACAAGGUUUUACAUCUGCAUGCAGCCCAGGAUGGUGAAAGAAACCUGACAGCUCUGCAGCAAGAUGCAUCCACCCACACCGAUACAAACCAGCAACGCCUCUUCCAUAAUCAUUCAUCCUUGCAGCAUGUACAACAGAAGGGUUUAUAAAAGCUUUAAAAUGCACCAGCAGAAACUCAGUUUGUGACACUGAAUGCAACGUCUUCUCUUCUUAAAAUUUUCCUCCCCAGACACUCCACCAGCA